Colletotrichum siamense is the source of this 633-nucleotide messenger RNA. RefSeq lists its product as uncharacterized. Gene Ontology annotation, molecular function: catalytic activity. Lineage: Eukaryota; Fungi; Ascomycota; Sordariomycetes; Glomerellales; Glomerellaceae. The record is from RefSeq and is a predicted model, not a curated record. The transcript has 2 exons. Gene Ontology annotation, biological process: nucleoside metabolic process. Bases 1 to 633 code for a protein of 210 amino acids.
AUGUCCGACCCAGGUAUUUACACCAUUGGUUGGAUCUGCGCCAUCACCACAGAGUUUGUCGCUGCCAGAGCAUUCUUGGAUGAACAGCAUGACGCCCCACUAUCAAUCUCGCAGCAUGAUAAUAAUAGCUAUUCCCUUGGUCGUAUGGGAAGGCACAAUGUGGCCAUCGCAGCUCUGCCCAAGUCGGAAUAUGGCACCACAGCCGCAGCUACCGUCGCGAGAGAUAUGAUCCACAGUUUCCCGAAUCUCAAGGUUGGGCUUAUGGUUGGGAUAGGGGGUGGCGCUCCGAGCAAAACGCACGACAUUCGCCUUGGUGAUAUUGUCGUAGGGACUCGCGACAUAAACGCAGGUAAAGGAGGUGUGGUGCAGUACGACUAUGGCAAGACGAUACAAGACCGGAAAUUUUCCAUGACGGGAAGUUUGAACCAGCCUCCGCAGUCAUUGCUGACUGCCGUCAGCAGCCUUGAAGCCCGGCAUAUGAUGGAGGGCCACGACAUCAACAGCAAGAUUGAAAGAGUACUAGAGAAGUAUCCUCGUUUGAAGAAGAGCCAUCGUCGGCCCCCCGUUACCUCCGACAGGCUCUAUCUGCCGCACAUCACGCAUUCUCAGACAGACUUCUCAAACGAGCAUUGA